This is a messenger RNA of Pelobates cultripes (western spadefoot toad), 576 nucleotides long. The record is from the annotation of a GenBank genome assembly. Lineage: Eukaryota; Metazoa; Chordata; Amphibia; Anura; Pelobatidae.
AUGCAGUUAGACAGCUCAUUGCAGACAUGUUACAGACAGACAGACAGUCUGAACGAGGAAGAGAGAAACAGAGAGGAAGGGAGAGAACGAGGAAGAAAGAAACAGAGAGGAAGGGAGAAAAUGAGGAAGAAAGAAACAGAGAGGAAGAGAGAGAACGAGAAAGAGAGAAAAAGAGAGGAAGGACGAGAACGAGGAAGAAAGAAACAGAGAGGAAGGACGAGAACGAGGAAGAAAGAAACAGAGAGGAAGGGCGAGAACGAGGAAGAAAGAAACAGAGAGGAAGGGCGAGAACGAGGAAGAAAGAAACAGAGAGAAAGGGAGAGAACGAGGAAGAGAGAAACAGAGAGGAAGGGAGAGAAUGAGGAAGAAAGAAACAGAGAGGAAGGGAGAGAACGAGGAAGAGAGAAACAGAGAGGGAGGGAGAGAACGAGGAAGAAAGAAAAAGAAAGGAAGGGAGAGAAUGAGGAAGAAAGAAACAGAGAGGAAGGGAGAGAACGAGAGCGCAAGUGAGGCAGUGAGGGAGAGAGAAAGAGACAAAGGGAGUUAGAGUCAAGUCAUGCAGUUAGACAGCUCAUU